AGGCGGCGAAUCGCACGUCCGAGGCGGAGCGGAUGAAGCAGGUGCACCAAAACUACCGGAGCGGUUCCAUCACGUACCGCGACGCGAUGGCGGAGCUGACUCAGCUGGUCGGUCGGCCGGCGGUGGUGCAGGCGGCGAAGGCGAUGAUCUCGCAGGCGCAGCACGCGUGCACUUCUGCCGUUCCCGGAGGGGCAGGCAUGCACUACCCGCACAUGCAGGUGGCGUCGCAGCAGCAGAUGUACUACCCGUCGCAGCAGCAGCAGCAGCAGAUGUAUUAUCAGCAGCAGAUGUACUACCAGCAGCAGAUGUACUACCAGCAGCAGCAGCAGCAGCACCUGGCAGCCCUGCAGCAGCAACAACAGCAGCAACAACAGCAGCAACAACAGCAGCAACAACAGCAACUCCAGCAGCAGCAGCAGCAGCAACGACAGCGACAGCAGCCGCCACAACAGCUGCAACCGCCGCCGAUGCCGCAGCUGGUGUCACCCCUACAUGCGCCGUCGUCGCAGCUGCCCAAGGAGCAGCCGCCACACCUGCAACUGCCACAAUUGUCGCCGCAGCUUCAGCCGCAGCAGGCACAAGAGACGCCUCCCUCGUUCCCCUCCUGAACGAUUCGAGCGCGCGUCCGCGGUGUCUGAGACUGACACUGAGUGUUGUGGGCUCAGCAGUUGUAGAGAUUCUUCUUUUCCAUGGAUAAAAUU
This is a messenger RNA of Emiliania huxleyi CCMP1516, 701 nucleotides long. RefSeq lists its product as hypothetical. The transcript has a single exon. The annotation marks the transcript as partial. Gene Ontology annotation, molecular function: ice binding. Lineage: Eukaryota; Haptophyta; Isochrysidales; Noelaerhabdaceae. The record is from RefSeq and is a predicted model, not a curated record.